This is a messenger RNA of Fragaria vesca subsp. vesca, 1314 nucleotides long. RefSeq names its product salutaridinol 7-O-acetyltransferase-like. The transcript has a single exon. The record is from RefSeq and is a predicted model, not a curated record. The coding region runs from base 1 to 1314 and encodes 437 amino acids. NCBI's taxonomy places the organism in Eukaryota, Viridiplantae, Streptophyta, Magnoliopsida, Rosales, Rosaceae.
AUGGAAGUUGAAAUAGUAUCCAGAGAAACCAUCAAACCUUCCACCCCAACCUUGCCACAUUACAGAACAUACAACCUUUCUUUUCUUGAACAGUUGAAUCCUCGUACUUACACACCAAUUGUUUACUUCUACCCCAAGGAAGCAUCUGCUUCUGACCAUUAUCCUAAUUUUUGUGAUAAAUCCGAUCAGCUCAAGAAAUCUCUGUCAGAAACACUAGCCAUAUACUACCCAUUUUCCGGUAGGAUCAAAGAUAGAGUCUCCAUCGAUUGCAAUGACGAAGGAGUCAUUUUUAUAGAAGCAAGAAUCAAAGUCCAGCUGUCUCAAAUUCUCGAGCAGCCGAAAGAUGAGGAGCUGGACCUGUUAUUCACAGACAAGUUACAGUGGAACGAUGACUCCAAUCUAACAGUCAUCUUGGCUGUGCAAGUAAGCUUCUUCGACUGUGGUGGAAUGGCAAUUGGUAUCUGCAUGUCACAUAAAGUAGCUGAUACUUCCACCAUGAUCAACUUCAUCAAUGACUGGGCAGCCAUGACCCGUGAUCACAAAGCUGAUCAAUAUGUGUCUCCCAAGUUUAUUGCAGAAACUGUAUUCCCCCGGGGUGAGAUUCCACUGCCACCAGAAUCUGUGAUUGAGAAAGGAGACUGCAUUUCCAAGAGAUAUGUUUUUGAUGCCUCAAAAAUUGCUGCCCUCAAAGCCCUGGUAUGUGACAAAGUGCAAAACCCCACAAGAGUUGAAGUUGUGACUGCUUUCAUCCAUAGAUGUGCCAUAUCUGCCUUGAAAUCGAAUUCUGGCUCCUUAUCGAACCCUAAUACCCUUUUGAUCCAGACGGUGAAUAUGCGUGCUAGAAUGGUUCCUCCAUUGCCGAAAAGCUCAGUAGGUAGCAUGGUUUGGUACUAUGCAGUGUCCACAGCCGAGGAAGAGAGUGUGAUAGAGUUGCAUGAGCUGGUGACUCAAAUGAAGGAGAGGAUGGCCCAAUUCUGUGGUACCUAUUUGGAGAAGUUUGGUAAAGAAUGGCCUUCGAUCUUCUUGGAGUGUAUGGAAGAGUCAAGGAAAUCGUUUCAUAUACAGAAUCUGGUUGUGUACAGAUGUAGUAGCUGGUGUAGAUUCCCAAUUUAUGAAGCAGACUUUGGCUGGGGAAAGCCAAUUUGGGUCACUAUUGCUAGCUGUGUGCUGAAAAAUACUAUCUUUCUGAUUGAUGCUAGGAAUGGGGAAGGAAUUGAAGUAUAUGUGAAUUUGGAAAAGCAACACAUGGAUAUGUUUGAGCGUGAUCCUGAGCUUCUGGCAUUUGCUUCUUUGAAUCCAAGUGUGCUAAUAUAG